GUGUUUAUAUUUAUAUUUCUGUUUAAAGGAUGUGAUUGGUGUAAGGCAAAAGCUAAAUAAAUCAUAUGUAAUUCAAAAUGAUUUUUUUAAAGUGCGGAUCUUCCAAGUUUAAUAAUAAUUUAAAAUUUAAAUUUAAUUUUGACCUAUCCAGCAUAGUUAAUUAAUAAUCCUAACUGAAUAUAAUAUAAUAACAAGUACGUAGCUUCAAGAAUCUUGGAAAAUGCCUGCCUCAACAAUGUUCGUAACUCAAGAAGGCCCAGCAAAUGCGUUGGCCCUGAAUAAAGACUACACUCAAGUAGUUAUUGCAGGCAGAAAUGUUUUCAAAGUUUUUUCCAUCGAAGAAGAGUUUGUUGAAAGCUGUAAUCUGAGAGUUGGGAAGAAUCUCAACCUUAACUUUUCAUGCAAUGACGUCGCUUGGAACACUAUUGAAGAUCACAUACUGGCGACGGCGGCGACGAACGGGGCCGUCGUCUUGUGGAACCUGAACAGGCCGUCUCGCUCGAAGCAGGACCAUGUGUUCAUCGACCACAAGCGCACCGUCAACAAAGUGAGCUUCCACACGGCGGAGCCGACCCUGCUGAUAUCGGGGUCUCAGGACGGAACCAUGAAGUGCUUUGACCUGCGCAUGAAGGAGGCGACUAGGACCUUCUUCAGCAACACGGAGAGCGUGCGGGACGUGCAGUUCAGCCCGCACAAGCACCACGUGUUCGCGGCCGUGUCGGAGAACGGCAACGUGCAGCUGUGGGACAUGCGGCGGCCCGAGCGCUGGAACCACCAGUUCACGGCCCACAGCGGGCCCGUGUUCGCCUGCGACUGGCACCCGGAGGCCCCCUGGCUCGCCACCGCCAGCCGCGACAAGACCAUCAAGGUGUGGGACCUGUCCAGCAAGUCGACGUUGGAGUACACCAUCAACACCAUCGCCUCCGUGGGGCACGUCAAGUGGCGGCCGCAGUGCAAGUACCACAUCGCCAGCUGCGCCCUGGUCGUGGACUGCAGCAUCAACGUGUGGGACGUGCGCCGGCCGUUCAUCCCGUACGCGGCGUUCAACGAGCACAGGGACGUGGCGACGGGCGUCGCCUGGCGGGGGAACCCCAACGUGUUCCUCUCCACCAGCCGGGAUUGUACCCUGUACCAACAUGUGUUCAAAGACGCGUCAAGGCCAGCAGAGAGGGCAAAUCCUCAAGGAAUCACCAUGAACAGCUGGGGGGACGUCACGUUCGCCUGCCGCACCAACUUUCACUCAUCUUCCAAGGCAUUGGGAAUUCACAGGAAGCCGCCGCUGCUGGACGACCAGUUCUGCUUCGCGGCGAGCGUGGUCCACCGGUACUGCUGCAAGAUGCCGCGGGAGUUCAGGAAGUUCUACGAGUGCGCGCAGCAGUACGUGCUGACGGGCCGGUCGCUGGCCGAGAUUUGCGACCACAACGCGGCCGUGGCGCGCUCCACGGGCAGGAACCAGGUGAGCCUGGUGUGGAGCAUCGUGAAGACCCUGUACGACGGCAGCAAGGGCGGGGGCGACCUGUGCCAGCAGCAGACCCCGUCGCGAGACAGCGACCCGGCGCCCGACCCCGGCUCGACGGCCACCGCCGACGUGGACCAGCGCUCGCUGCCGGGGGACACCAGCGCCGGGGAGGACGACGCGGGGGACGACGACGCCCCCCCGGCCGGCCUCGGGCCCCAGGGGGACUUCAUGUUCGGGGACGGCGAGCUGGACCCGCUGGGGGCGGGCUGCGACCUGCUGGGCGGGGCCUGGCCCUGCUACGGCGUCGCUAACGGCAACCCCGGGGUGCCCGAGCCCGACUGGACGCUGCCCGUCGAGGCGUUCCCCCUGCGGCACGAGAUACAGGACCGGUCCCCGCCGCCGGAGCAGUUCCCCGGCCAGGGCGACCCGCACCUCGACGACCACGCGGACGUGGCCGUCGAGGACCAGCCGUCGUCCCUGCUGCGCGUGGCGUCGGCGCCGCGGCUGGCGCCCUGGGACCCCAGCGGCCUGGUGGCGGAGGCGCUCAGGCACCACGCGGCGCUGGGCGACGUGCAGACGCCCGCCUGCGUGCUGCUGGCGAUGGGCGAGCGGCGGCGCGGCCUGGCGGCGCUCGACGAGGCCACCCAGGAGCAGUGGCUGCUGGGGUACCUCGACGUGCUGGCGCGGCUCAAGCUGUGGGGGGUCGCCACGCAGGUGAUCCAGCUGGCGUGGGCGGCGUCGGUGAGCCAGCUGAACCAGCAGUCCACCACGGUGCACACCUGCUGCGGCCGGUGCGGCAAGGCCAUGCUGCGCAGCGGCUGGCUGUGCGACCGCUGCCACUCGGCGGAGGGCGCGGCCUGCGCCGUGUGCCGCCGCGUGGUGCGCGGCCUGUACGCCUGGUGCCAGGGCUGCUCGCACGGCGGCCACCUGGCGCACAUGCGCGAGUGGUGGGCGGGCGGAAACCGCGACUGCCCCGCCGGCUGCGGCCACGCCUGCGAGUACAGCUGAGCACGUUUCAUAGACACACGAACCAACGUGCCGGAUGCGAGUACAGUUGAGUACGUUUCACAGACACCAACCUACGUGCCGGAUGCGAGUACAAUUGAGUACGUUUCAUAAACACCAACCUACGUGCCGGAUGCGAGUACAGUUGAAACGUUUCACAGACACAAACCAACAUGCCCGAUGCGAGUACAGUUGAAACGUUUCAUAGACACCAACCAACAUGCUGGAUGUUUUUGUGUUACAAACUUGCGUGAUCUCGAGCCACCGUACGAGUUAACAACGCCAAAGAAUUGAGAUAUUUAUCUCACCCGACACUUACCCAUCCACUCUGAAUGUGCCCCUGUUCGGUGAAAUAAUAACACGUGUUGUGCUCGUCGUGGGAUUCGGCGGAUGGAUACCACUCCUGCAAGUAGUCGUCGUCUGGCAACACUCUGUCCGUUGGUAGGGCUGUGGACUUCAAGACGGCACCGCGGUAAGCUGCUUGGUAACUUUGUUCGGUGAUCUAGCACAGUUCUUUUAAGUAUAUACACGACAGCCCCUCUUCUGACAGACUGUUUGGGGGGGGGGGGGGGGGGUGGUAAAGGAUGAUGCAGAGAUGCUCGUGACGGUUUCGGUGGCCACCAUGCCGCAAGGCAGCCAGGUUGAAGGAAGCCCGUGGCAACGGUGGUGCAACUAAAUGUGACCGAGGCCCCUGUAGGGGUGUUCAAAGAGGCAGGGGUUCCCCUGCCAGAGUAUGCUCGACGGUACAGUUGGUAAAUGACACAUUUAGACAAUUUUCAGUAUUAUUGCUGCCAAUGAACACAAAUUUACCCACCCUGGCUCCCUUGGUAUUCGCGUGGUAGCUGAAGUGCCCACUGAAUUAAUUUACACGAAGCAGGGUGGAAGGGGAAACUGACUGCGGCUAUCUUGCAGUCUUCCUGCCGCUCCAGCUGCACAGUGCCACGGAGAAGUGUAUGUAGACGGACGAGUGGACACGUCCAGAAACAAGACAGUGGACAACCAAUACCUUUCAGAACAGGGCGCCCGUGAACAUGUGGCAUCCAUAAACGGACAUUGGAAUUGGUGGCAGACCUCGGGAGGUUCUUGUGGCAGAAGGUUGCAGGUCUUGAAGUGAAGCAGUUCUGGGCAAUUGGGGGGUGGAGGGUGAGGAUGAAAUGUGCCAAGGUGUUGAGUUCCGAGGUGAUAAGGCGAAUUGGCGGUUGGGCAACUACUGAGGAGCACAGCUAUCGAGCCUUUUUUAUUGUAUAUCUGGCCGGGAGGAGAGUAAUUAUUGAGGUGCUUAUUGGUGUCGCACGUUGAGUAGGUGGUGAAGGAAGGGGAAGAUGCACUGCCUUCCUCCUCUUGCACAGCAGGCAAGACUGUCCUUCAAGGUCACGCUGCUGCAACUACGCCAGGUGCAUUGUGACCUUGCUACAACAAGUACCCGUGCACUAAUAGAGAUGGGUGGUCGGCACUGAAGCCUUGAAGAGGGACAAAAGAAUUCAUGUUUGUCAGCAGCGAUGUGCGUAACACGCGUCAGGGUACACAACUACUGAACAGUUUAUAUGUUCCGUCGAAUAGACAAUCUGCCAUAUUUACCCGAGUAUGGGUUGCAGAUUUGAUGCAGAUUUUUUGUUUAGUAAAAUAUACUGCCACCCUUAUGCAAAAAUUGCCAUUUUGGGUAAAAAAAAAAAUUAACAUGGCACUUUUGGGGUUGACUAAAUGCUUAAAUAACUAGUCUUUGUUUAAUAAAUGUGUAGCGAGUAAAUAUAAAUUAUUUAAUUAAAAUAUCUCAGCAGUGAGUCUAAGGUACGUCUGUCACCUGUCUGGCAGCUACCUGGCUGCCACGGGUUAGUAACAUGGCUGUCUUUGCCGCAGGGCUGGCACUUUGCAAGAAGGGUAAUCUAAAAAUAAACCAGCCGGAGGGAGUGAGAGAGAAUGAUGAGGGGAAGGGAGUGCGUGUGGCCACGCAACAUUGUUUAUGGUGCUCCUUCUCUAAUUCGUCAUUGUGAACUGGCACCGUACACAAUUAUCAUUUCUAUCUCGACUGGUUUUUGUGACGCAACUGUGUCUAAACAUUGUUUUUUCGUGAAAUUUCCUACCCUUUCUACUACAACAUUUUGUUCAUGAGAAACCUGCUGUAAAGGGCUUGCUUGUUUUUAUUGAAGAAAUUGACAAGGAAAUAGCCUGCGAUCUUUUCUCUCUUGGGGAUGACGGGAAGGGAAACAUGGGUAUAAAAAAAUUGCAUUCUUUUUGUUUGUAUUUUUGUUAGAUUGUGCUAGGGUAAAGGGGGAGGGGGAGGAAGGGCCAUAAAGGAUGAAGAGGGGAAAGACGUAGGACAUCAGUGCAGUUUCUUACGCUGCAAUGAGAUGAGACACGGACCGUAAAGACAUCACUUUUUAUACUACUGGAGACAGUUAUGCAGCAUGACCCUUAUGGUGAAAAUGUUAGAUUUCUUUUGCUGUCAGAAUAUGCUUAUGUAAAAUGUGGAAUUGCCUGAGAAGAGUUCUUAUAUAUUUCCUUCUGUGCUGCUAACAAGGAUACUUCAUCGGCGGCCUAAAAACCACCAGUGAAUGCGUCCAUUGUUGUUGUUUUGGCCGGUGUGGCCAGGUAUCUGAAGAGACAGUGGCAGGGCAUUCACCCUGUGCCAGCCCUUUUAUUACUGAAACCUCUUUAAUGUCAUAUGUUUGUCAUUAAAUUGCAGACCCCUAUUCAAUAUAUAACAUGAACGUUAUGUAUUCAAAUUUUGUUAAGAAUAUCACAAAAUUUUAAGGAAAAUUAUAAAAACCAUGGUCAAAAUUUAAGCUCCAGGCUGGCUUUAAAAUGAUGUUGUAAAGCCUUUUUUCCCCCUCUUUUCCCCAAUUUUGAUAAGGGGGGGGCUCUUAAGCUCCUUUUUCUUCAGGCCUCUCUGCAAAAUACUAGGUUACAUUUCUGGCAGCCAGUCAGGAUGAACCACACCCAGGCAUAAUUUGGGGCAUGGAAAAAAUUUCUGUAUUUGUUAAUAUUAGGAAGAUGACUUUGAUUCAAUAUUUCCUUAGGGGAAGCCUUUUUUUCACAGACGAGAGAGCCAAAACCCGAAGUUCAUGCUUUUUUUUCUGUAUCUUUAAUGUAGCUAUCCUAACCAAAUCAACCGUCCACAAUGUUUUAAAGUAUUUAUAAUGUAGCUAACCUAACCUAACCUAAUUGACCAUUAGUAUCCUUUUAUCAACACCGCCAUAUUUAUUUACAAUGAACAAAAAAAAAAAACCAAAGAUGCACGAUCAGACUUUGGCUCUCUCAUCUGUAAAAACAAAAAGGCUUCCCGUUCCUUAGAGGGUAUGGUCUAUUGACAUGUAUAGUAUCAUUUAUUUUCCCCCUUUUUUUUUUUUUGGACUUUGUUUAGCUAGAAAUUUGACCCCAAGCAUCUGCGAUGGUUCAGGGUGAAAUUAAUUGCCCACCGAGAUGUGUCUUGGAUUGCUUUUUACUUCAGUUAAACAUGAUAAAAACAAAGAAUAUAAUUAAUGUGUUUUCAUAAUUUUUUGUGUUUAUAAUCGAUUGACUAGUUUAUUUGUAUGAAGUAUCAUCUCAUCUGGAACUUUACUUGUUAUGUAAGUUGUUGGCUACCAUUUAACUAAGAAUUUAAAAAAAAUAUAUUAUUUCAAGAAAUCUGUUAUUAAAAUUAGCAAAGGUUUUUAGGCUUGUUACUAUUCUGGGGUGCCUACCUGGAAGGAACAUAGCAGUUCUCGCAUAGCUUGUUUCUUCAGUAAUUCUCCUUGGCUGUUGUUUAAGUGUGUUAUGUCUUGCUUAAUAAAUAUGAUUGUUUGUCCUCAGUUCACUUGACCACUGUGAAAAUUUUCAGUCAAGUUCUUUGCUGAAAAUGCUGUGCAUUUGUUUUGUUUCAAAAUGUGGUUUCUGCAAAAUACCAUGUAUAUUUUUGUCUAGUAGACAAUGUUUGUAAUUUUGACUAUUUAAGAAUUGUUAUUAAAAAAAUUAGUUUAUAGCAACUUAGCAUAGCAUAUACCAACUAUAGAAAAUAAAACAUUUGCAACUUGUGUUU
Molecule: messenger RNA, 6479 nt
Organism: Bacillus rossius redtenbacheri
Lineage: Eukaryota; Metazoa; Arthropoda; Insecta; Phasmatodea; Bacillidae
Gene: Wdr24
Product: GATOR2 complex protein WDR24
Exons: 10
Coding region: 221-2467 (748 amino acids)
Biological process (GO): positive regulation of macroautophagy; cellular response to amino acid starvation; positive regulation of TORC1 signaling
Cellular component (GO): vacuolar membrane; GATOR2 complex; cytosol
Molecular function (GO): protein binding
Source: RefSeq, a predicted model, not a curated record